AUGAACGGGAAGGGCCCCGCGGGCCCCGCUGCGAGCGACAUUUCGGAGACGGUGGACUGCUGUUUCCAUGGCGUCAACUAUUUUUUGAGCGUUUCGACGGUGAAGGGGGACACUCUGGUGGUGGAAGUGGAGGACGGCAGCGAUGCCUCGCGCUGGAGGGGAGAGUUCACGUCACGUUACAUCGAGGACAUAACUGCGAAGACAGGAAACUUCAAGAAAUACCCCGUCUUCAUCAAAAUGCUGGUAACAGCACUGAAGGGCCAGUCUGAAGCUGUGUUCAUUGACCUUCUGACCUACAGCGACCUGGAGACCCUGAAGAGUAGGAGGGGUGGCGGCGGGGGCCAGCCCCUCCACCAAACUAUACCUCCCAACAACAAGCGAUACCUGAUCCUAACAUAUGCUGCAGAAUUCGACCGGGUGCACUACCCACUUCCUCUGGUGUAUGAGGAGAACCCAGAUCCACACAGGCUGAAGGAAAUCAUAAGGAAUCUGCGGAGCGAACUGGGUGCUCUGAGGGCGGCAAAUGGGUUGAACACCAAUGGUGUGGAGAUGCCAGAAGGCGACAACCACUGGCCAAGUGGGCAGCUCGAUGAGGUUCAACGACUGCAGGAAGAAAACAAUUCUUUGAGGAGGACACUCAGAACAGCCAGAAAGAAUGCAAAACAGGAGAAUAUGGCGGCCAAUAGCUUGGACAAGUCUUCCAGGGAUGCCUUGCGAGAACUAAGGCUGGUACAAAAGGAAAGGGACCUGCUUCAGUCCCGUGCAGAGAGCUCGGAGGCAGAGCUGGAAAGAGAGAGGGGACUGCAUAGAAGGGAGCUGAGGAGGAAAGCCAAGCAGAUCCAGGAGGUGCAGAUGACAGUAGACAGAGCAAAGCAGAGGAACAUACCUGACAACUGGCCCUGGAACAUACUCUUGGUGUUGUGCAGUGCACCAGAUAUGCCAUUGGAUUUGCCUGAGGACAGCAUGUAUGGACAUUCCUGCCAGCAUUGGCAGGUGUCUCGUGUGCUGGUUUGA
Ostreobium quekettii is the source of this 1014-nucleotide messenger RNA. The record is from the annotation of a GenBank genome assembly. Lineage: Eukaryota; Viridiplantae; Chlorophyta; Ulvophyceae; Bryopsidales; Ostreobiaceae.